Molecule: messenger RNA, 4065 nt
Organism: Oryzias melastigma (Indian medaka)
Lineage: Eukaryota; Metazoa; Chordata; Actinopteri; Beloniformes; Adrianichthyidae
Product: kinesin-like protein KIF6
Exons: 23
Coding region: 276-2882 (868 amino acids)
Biological process (GO): microtubule-based movement; mitotic spindle organization
Molecular function (GO): microtubule motor activity; microtubule binding; ATP binding
Source: RefSeq, a predicted model, not a curated record
CUGUAUGUUUCUCAAUGUAAGUCAAUGGCCUUUUUGCAACCCACUGGUACUUCCUGUUUGCAACACGGAAGUAGGGGGGGCUUGCUCAGUCCAGUUUUUACUUAUACAGUCAAUGGUAUCAUCAGGCAAGAAGUUUCAACCCAGAGUAAUAGCUCUUCGUUUUAUAGACGAUCUUUGUUCGAUGUGGUAUCCUAACAACCAACCAAAACAAACGCGGUGCUCGUGCUACGGCGUCCACACGAGGUCGACAGAAAAGGUUGCUCUUUGGAAGGAAGAUGGUUAAACAGACGAUACAGAUUUUUGGUCGCAUGAAACCUACAAAAAACCCGGCGGGGGUGUACUCACUGGACAACGACGAACUAAUGGGAGCUUCCUUGGAGUUUGUGUUACCGAAGGACUUGACUGAUGGUUUUGUUAACAACAAGAGAGAAAGCUACAGAUUCAGGUUCAAGAAAGUGUUUGAUCAACAAGCAAAGCAAGAGGAUAUUUUUAAAAAUAUUGCCAAACCUGUUGCAGACAGUGUGCUGGCUGGCUUUAAUGGCACCAUAUUUGCAUAUGGUCAGACAGGGAGUGGGAAGACCUUCACAAUCACAGGAGGAGCAGAGCACUACACCGAUCGUGGCAUUAUUCCUCGCACCCUAUCCUACCUGUUUGAACGCUUCAGCCAGGACAGCAGCACUGUGUAUACCACACAUAUAUCUUACCUGGAGAUCUACAAUGAAGUGGGAUAUGACCUGUUGGAUCCGCGUCAUGAGGCUUCUCGACUUGAGGACUUGCCAAAAGUAUUGAUCAUGGAAGAUACAGAUCAGAACAUCCAUCUGAGGAACCUUUCUCUUCAACAAGCAGCUAAUGAAGAGGAGGCCCUGAACUUGCUAUUCCUUGGGGACACUAACCGUAUGAUAUCAGAGACUCCACUGAAUCAGGCAUCCACUCGCUCCCACUGCAUUUUCACUGUGCACCUAUGUAGACGAGAGCCUGGCUCAGCCACUUUGCAGCGAUCCAAGCUCCACUUGGUGGACCUGGCUGGGUCAGACAGAGUUAGCAAAACUCGUCUAAAUGGUCUGCUGCUCACCGAAGCCAAGUACAUUAACCUCUCUCUACACUUCCUAGAGCAGGUCAUCUUAGCAUUAUCAGAGAGAAGCCGCUCUCAUAUUCCAUACAGAAACUCCAUGUUAACUUCUGUUCUGAGGGACAGCCUUGGAGGAAACUGCAUGACCACCAUGAUUGCAACUUUGGCUGUUGAUAAAAGGAACCUUGAUGAGUCCAUCUCUACAUGCCGCUUUGCCCAGCGUGUGGCUCUCAUCAAAAAUGAGGCCAUACUGAAUGAAGAACUGGAUCCAGUUCUGUUAAUAGCCCAUUUAAAAGAGGAGAUCCUAACACUGAAGAAGGAGCUGGCCAUGAUGAUGGGAGAACAGAAGAGUAAGCAGCUGUCUACAGAUGAGAUUUUGAAGUUGGAAGAGUUGAUCAAAGCCUUUCUAAAUGAUCCUGAUCCAGAUGUGACACUAUCACUGGGACCUGACAUGAGAAAAGUCCAGCAUUCUUUCCUCUAUUUCAAGAAGAAACUUUUGGAAAAACAAAGUGAAGAAAACCAAUGCAGUGAUCAGUCAUCAGCAGCAACAAGAAAGAAUUUGGCCCACAUCAGUGCAGUAGACAUGAACAGUUUGAAGGGGAUGCUUAGGCAACGUGACAAUGAAAUCAGUAUCCUAGUGAAAAUGUUGAAAAAAGAGAAACAAAGGGCAGAUGAUGCUGUGGCUCAGCUUUCAAAGAUUGCCAUCUAUCAAAAUUUGUCAUCCCAAAGUCUCCCAAACUGUUCCACAGUUCCAGGGUUUGGAGAAGGAAUAACAGACCCUCUUUCCUUGAACCAUGGUGCCCAAGCAACCUCAAGUUCUCUAACUAGAGAGGAAUACGUGGAGCUUGGAGAUGAUGUGUCCACAGUGUCAAAACUUACUGGAGAAAUUACCAGCACAUAUUCACUGAAUGGCCAACAACUGAAAUCCACUUCACCUCAGUCAAGAUAUGGAAAUGUCAAAGCUCAGCAAGAGGACCCGACACCAAAAGAAAACAGGUUUCAAGAAUCUCAUGAAGGACAUAUGAACCAUGGAGGGCACGUUUUGCCGUACAUGAAAAAAGGAUCACAGCUGUCUGCAGGAAAACUAGAAGCCUUUGAAAUCUUCAUAAAGGACCACGAGGAGCAAAAAAUAAUUGAGGAAAACAAAAAAUUGAUCAAGAAGAGAUCUGCAGAGGCCGAAACCCUUUCAGAGCAUCUGAAUCAAGUCAGGAACAGAAUUGCUGAGUUGAAGAAGCAAUUGCAAAUGAAAAGAAGACAAAGAGCAGCUCAAAGAUUUGAAGAUGUGGAGGGGAACUACACACCAGGUGGGAAGCUUGACCCAAUAGAAGAGGACCUUUGUGAACAAAUUAAGCAAGAAAAAAUUGCUUACAAGACCACCAUUGGCCGCCUAAAAACAUUGAGCACAGAGAUUGAGCAUCUGCAGCUGUUGUUGGAAAAGGUAAAAGUCAAGAUCCAGACAGAUUUCCAGAGGUGGUGGAGCCAGGAAGCUUCAAACUUGCAGGGCUGUGAGACUGGACCAAUGGCUGGAUUUCACACGCUCUCAUCACAUGCAUCCCCUUCUGGAACUGUGGCCAUGUGCCAAGUGCUUCCAGAAAUAAAUCCAGACCAUUGCUACUCCUCUGCUCAAGAUGCAAGAAGCUCCAGAAGUACAGAGGAUGACUUUAAUCAGUCUUCAGAGUGGAGGGCUCUGGACAGCUCCGGCCCGUCUCCUCUGGUUCCUCUCACAGGAGACCAGCGAGUAGACGCUGACGUCCUGGCUUUUCUCCGAGCUCGGCAAAACCUUCUCAGCAAGAAAGCUGCCCCCCAGCAGUGAAAUCCAGUCAAAACCAGAGCUAAUUGCCCAACAGAGGAACUGCGGGGCACUUACUGCUUCAGCUACCUGAGAAUGUUUAAUUUUAAAUGACAAAUGACUUCAUAUUUAUGGAAAUAAAAUGUAUUCACAGUUUUGUGGUUGUGUUCUCCAGUUGACACUCUCUGAAAUAACAUAUUGCACAACUUUUCUAAAUGUAAAGACCUGCACACUGACCUAAGCAAGCUGUAAACGGGUGAACAACAUUGAAAAGAAAUAUUUGUAAGCACUGUUGAUUCACAAACAGGGAUCUUAGAGAUGGACACGUACCAUCAGUCAACACCUGCCGCUAGGAAGUUAAAAGAUUUCUUUAAGGUGAGAUUAUUGAAAAACAUAAGUGAGAAGGAAAACAAAAGGCCUUAAACAUCCCUUCUCUUGAUCCAUCAACAAUGGUAAAGGAGUGUUCAACAUUACUGAAGGUUCUUCUUGGUUUUUUUUGUUGUUUUUUUUUUUCAUAUUACAUGUUGGAUGAAUCAGCUAUCCACUGCUGCUCAGAGGGGUGGAUCCUGCCCCAGCAUGCAUCCGGCAAAAACUGGGAAACAUGUCAGUGAGGUCAGCACCAAGCAUGUUUAACAGAUGAAUCACUGAAAGAUAAACAACAAUCCACCAUUUACAGACACUUUAGUAUUUUGAUCUUGUACACUAUAUUGUGAAUAGAAUUGUCGUGUCUGUUUGGUUUCUAACCCCCUGUACAUCAGAAACAACUCAUUAACAUUUUUGCAUGGCUUUGCAUUGAUUUGUUUGACAGAUGACAGGCAGCUGCACGCUUUGCAUCCUGCUCUUGAAUCUCGUUCCCUUGGAAAUGUUUCCAGGGUAACUCAGUCUUUGCAGUCGUGGCUGUAAUUCCUCAUUACUUUAAUUCCAUCUCAGUUUCCACACAGUAAAACAAAAAAGACAAAAGUUUCAAACAUAGUUGUUUAGGAAAUUGAUAAAUAAGAGACUGUACUUAUCUAAGAGUAUGAAUACAGCCAAUGCAAAGACAAACACUAACUGUGAGUUGAGAUAUUUUUGUAAAAUAUGUUUACCACAUUCAAGAUUUCAGAAAUACAUCAUGGAAGUAUAUUUAGAAUGCCAUGUUUUAAUGUGACGUAUAGAUCAUGUGAGAAACAGAUCCAGCAAGUUAAGAAUGCUGAAAAAAAAAAAAAAA